Molecule: messenger RNA, 486 nt
Organism: Bombyx mandarina (wild silkworm)
Lineage: Eukaryota; Metazoa; Arthropoda; Insecta; Lepidoptera; Bombycidae
Source: RefSeq, a predicted model, not a curated record
AUGAAAUUCCUCGUUGCCUUCGCCCUGAUCGCCGUGGCUUCGGCCCGUGUCUUUGAACCAAUUUCCGUUGGACCGGCACUCGUCGACACCUACGAACCCAUCGACACCGAACCCGCCUACGUGGACAUCCCUAUCCCUGACGGUGGUGUAGUGACUGCUCCCGUGAAGCCCACUCCUGUUGUCGUUGGACCUGCUGUUCCCUCCGGUGCCUCUCCUCUUGUGCAGCUCAUCGUGAACGUCAACGUCCCCGCUGGUGUUUCUGUUGGACCCGCUGAAAUCAAGCCCGAGCCCGUUAUUGUCGUCGAAGAGGCUGAAGAGGGCCCCAUUGUCCCUGAGCCUGUCAUCGUUGCUCCCAUCAACCCCACCCCUGUUGUCCCUGAGCCCGUCAUCGUUGCUCCCAUCAACCCCAUCCCCGUCGCACCUGUCAUCAUUGGCACUCCCAUCAUUCCCGCUCCCGCCGUUACCCUCCCCGAGGAGCUUAACUAA